AUGAACUACUUAGUGCCCCCCCCUCCCCCUCCGCCUCCCCCAGCACCACCACCUCCCCCUCCCCCCAGCAGUUCCCUGCCACAGUUUUCGGCGGAACCUCCUAAACUCCAGUCCGCAGGAGGAGGCGGCGGAAGAAAUGCCCUGUUGGCUGACAUCCAAAAAGGAGCCAAGCUCAAAAAGGUCACACAGGUCAACGACCGCAGCGCUCCCGCCGUGGACAAGCCUAAAAGCAGCAGUGGAGAUGCUUCCAGCAGCGUCGGAUCUUCUCAGAGCUCUUCAGGGGCAAUGGCGCCCACAGCGCCAUCAUUAGGUGGACUCUUCGCUGGAGGUUUCCCCACACUCAGACCUAUAGGAAAGAGAGAGGCGACAGGCAAGACCACAGUGUCUCGCUCCAGUUCCACCCUCUCCCUAAAGCCACUGUGGAACGCUCCCUCGUCUGCUGACGCUGAGCUCCACAGGACGGCGGAGCUGCGCGGCGCUGCCAACCGUGUUCACGCUCCAUCCUCCUCCGCUCCACCCUCCCCCUCCCAUGGCAGCAAGCACCCACCUGCCUUUCCCGCGGCUCCUCUUCCUCUGCCCCCCCCUGCCCCUCCCUCGGCCCCUCCCCCACCUCCGCCACCACUGGCCUUCCCGGAUCGUCCAGCCAACAGGCCUCCUCCGCUCCCCACCUGCCCUCCCCCUCCGCCUCCACCCCAGGUCACCAAGCCAACCUGGCUUCCCAUCCAGCACGGCCACCACAUCUCCCACCCUCCUACGCCUCCUCCCCCACCUCCACCUCCGCCUGCCUCUUUCCAGCCUCCCUCUGCUGUAGCAGGGGACCGCUCCUCAGGUUGCUUCUACCCUCCGCUGCCCCCUCCACCACACGCCGACACUCCCAGGGUCCCCACCUUGCGGCAAAGCCCUCUGGGACCUCCACCGCCGCCUCCUCCUCCUCUUCCUGCAUCCUUCACACCUACCUGUCCAUCAUCUCUCCCCCCUCCACCACCAAAGCUGGCUCCAGUGCCCUCUCCGGCCAUGCGCUCUCUGCCCCCGUCUUACCCCUGCAAUGCCCCCACCCGACGUCCACCUGCUGUACCCAGAAGUGCAGGUGCAAGUCGACUGGCGCCUCCUCCUGCUCCUCCAGCACGCUCCCCUACAACUGAGUUAUCCACACGCAUUCCUCCUCCUCCACCACCUCCUCCUCCUCCUCCUCCAUUCAAUCUCAGGAACGGAUACCUGCACAGCCUGGCUGAUGAUUUUGAAUCAAAGUUCCAGUUUCACCCCGUGGAAGAUUUGCCACCUCCUGAAGAAUUCAAACCUUUCCCUCGCAUCUACCCCAGCAAAGAGAACAGAGUGAACCCCAAACCCCCAGGGAUCAGGACACACCUCAGAUGAGUCCGGGCCUGUUCUUCCUCCCACACACAGCAAUAAGGCUCAGUGUUCCUCCUCAUGACAGUUACACAAGCAUCAUGGACGUUUGGACUCGGCGUGUGUGUGUGUGUUGAGUGUAUUGGAGAGUACAAUAUGUGUGUAUAUGAUGAGUGUCAAACAGAUCGCACCCUUAUUCUGACUGUGACCACUGACCUUUCUCCACUGUGGAAUGUUUUGAAUGUGUGUGAGAAGGAGGAGGCCUCUGCCCACUUGUGGUCAUAUACUGCACACACACACACACACACUUCCAUGACAGUGUCUUCCAGGAACUAUAAUUAGCUGACUUUUGACACAGUCUGUAACAUCUGUGUAAAUACGCCACCGAACACAUCAUUCGUCCAAACCAUUCGUCUUUCGUUCCUCCAGACACAGAGUGGCUCUCCAGGCGGAUUUUAACCCGUUAUUUUGUACCACAUGUUAUCAUUAACACUUGUUAAAAUGUGUUGCGACUUGCAAGAAUGAAACUGACACAGCAGGUUGAACCUGCGUCUCUCCAGGUUCUAGGUCUUUUUUUUUUUUUACAGUUUUAGGAAUUCUUUGUAGUAAACAGUUUAUGUUAUGUUCAAUCUGUACGUUGAGACAGCAGAGCAGCUGAGUGCUCGCACAAGAGCUCCUCUAACCCCGGAUGUCCUUACGGAAAAUGGUUGUGCUUUGUUUUAUUGUAAAUGAUUGUAACCUAAAACUUUAUAAAAAUAUAAAAAAAAAAACAACAAAAACCAACAAAACCAAAGCAGUUGUGCUUAAAUGUGACUUCAAACAGUAUGGAAAUAAAUGUUUUAUACUACACUUUGGUGUAUUAUUAUUAAUAAAUGAGUGAGGUGUGCAGUUACUUGUGUACUUACGGGAAGACAGUGCCACCUGCUGGUUAGAGAUGUGAAAAAUAAAAAGGUAGAAACUUACCACUAGAGACACUAAUGCACAAACCUAGUAUCAUUUCCUGAAGCAUCUGUUCUGACAAGUUCUCAGGACAGUCAGGAUUCACGUCUGCACAGAGGGAAGAUUAUUAGGUUAGAAUCACAUGCAUCUUAACAAAAUGGGUAAAAAAAGGGCAGAUACUGGUUUUUGACACUGGA
Messenger RNA from Cynoglossus semilaevis (tongue sole), 2483 nucleotides. It is a transcript of the gene wipf3, whose product is annotated as WAS/WASL interacting protein family member 3. Lineage: Eukaryota; Metazoa; Chordata; Actinopteri; Pleuronectiformes; Cynoglossidae. The coding region runs from base 1 to 1374 and encodes 457 amino acids. The record is from RefSeq and is a predicted model, not a curated record. Gene Ontology annotation, molecular function: actin binding. The transcript has 8 exons.